Papilio polytes (common Mormon) is the source of this 1046-nucleotide messenger RNA. Its product is annotated as probable tRNA pseudouridine synthase 2. Bases 74 to 994 code for a protein of 306 amino acids. Gene Ontology annotation, molecular function: RNA binding; pseudouridine synthase activity. The transcript has 5 exons. Gene Ontology annotation, biological process: pseudouridine synthesis; RNA processing. The record is from RefSeq and is a predicted model, not a curated record. Lineage: Eukaryota; Metazoa; Arthropoda; Insecta; Lepidoptera; Papilionidae.
AUGAUAGUGACAGCUGAAUCUAAUGUUUUCCAUAUUUAUCGAAUACUAAUAAAACCAUUAUUUUGUUUAUAAAAUGGUUAAGUAUAAAAAUGCUGCUUUGGCUUAUAAAACUUUAAACGGACUUAUAUGUGUAUACAAACCUCCGUGUGUGCCUGUGCGACAAGUGCAACAUACAAUUGUGACCAAUAUUUGCCGAGAUUUAAAUGCACUACCCGACAGACCUCAAGAGAAAAGAGUUGAAAUAGUAGGUGCUACUAAUGCGCCUAUGACUGUUAAAUUAGUGCCAAAUUACGCAGACAAUCCUUUGGUUUGUGGUCCUCGGUACACACACGACGAAUUUAGAUGUAGUUGGGCUACUCACCUUGGCUUAUUUACAAGUGGAAUCCUUUUGCUGGGUUUGAAUGAUGGCACAAGGCUGACAUACCAGAUCAAUGUUGCUAGACCAACAAGAGCUUACAAAGUGCAUGGCCAGCUCGGCAAGGCAACAGAUACUUACUUCUGGAAUGGUAAAACAAUUGAAAGGUCUACAUUCAGCCAUGUAACCAGAGCUAAGAUAGAUAGAAUUGUUGCACACAUGCAGUCCGCUCAUCAGAAAACUAUGUUUGAAUUGUCAGGCCUGCAUAUGGAUUCACAAACUACAUAUGACCUAGCUUCUCAGGGGGUGAUCAGGCCUGCAAAUAGCAAACUACCUGUCAUAUAUGGAUUGAAAUGUGUACAUUUUGAACCUCCAAAUUUUACAUUAGAAGUGCAAGCAGUUAAUGAAUAUGAAAAAUACUUGUGGACAUUAAUCCAUGAUCUUGGAGUGCAGUUGAAAACAUCUGCCCACUGCACCGGUCUGCAGUGCAUCAGACAGGGCAAGUUCACAUUAGACAAGGCUCUAUUGAGGAAGCACUGGCAGUUAGACCACAUUAUUGAUAACAUGGACAGUUGCCGAGAACUAAUGGAAGAGAAUGAACAAUUGUUACGCCCUAAAUCUGCUCAUUUAUCUGUUUAAUUAUAAGUGUACAUAGAGUGUGAAAUAAAAGUUGUUUAAAAUAUUCAGACGA